GCUGCAGCCCAGCUCCGCUGCGCUCGCAGCCACCGCCUCCUCUCGGCUCCGGGUCUUCCCCUUCCUUUUACAACUGAUCCUGUUGGGGAUUUUUUUUUUCUAAAUUGGAUCAGUAGGGAGGAGCACGGAGUGUGUGGGGGGGACCAGGAGGAAGGGGAGAGAUUAGGCAGCUAUCAAUCUCCUAUUUCUUCCAGAACAGGUGAUGUUCUGAAUUGUGGCCACUUUCUGGAAGCCGCUCUGCAACUGGAAGGAUGCGCGAGACCUAGGGCGCAGGGCCUGAGGCGGCGGAUCUGAGUGCGGAGGGAGGGCGAUCCUCAACUUCGGCCGCAGCAGCCCGCCCUCGCGCGAAGAGAAAAGGACGGGUUACUAUUAUCAUUAUAUAUUUUUUUCUUCCAAGAGGGACCCAAACUUCGGCACUGAUCCCUGUCUUGGAUCGCUUUGGAGGAGACGGCUUGCUGGCAGCGUUGGGAACAGUCCGGACACUGUUGUUGUAACUCAUUUUUUUUUUUAAAGCGACAGUAGAGGAUCAGACUUUUUAAAUGUUUGGGAUUCAAGAUACUUUAGGAAGAGGACCAGCUCUGAAAGAGAAAUCUCUGGGCGCCGAGAUGGAUUCGGUCAGGUCCUGGGUCCGGAAUGUCGGCGUGGUGGACGCCAACGUCGCAGCGCAGAGCGGUGUCGCCUUGUCCCGGGCCCACUUUGAGAAGCAGCCGCCUUCUAAUUUGAGGAAAUCCAACUUCUUUCAUUUCGUGCUGGCGCUCUACGACAGGCAGGGGCAGCCAGUGGAGAUCGAGCGCACGGCCUUCGUGGACUUCGUGGAGAACGACAAAGAACAAGGCAACGAGAAGACCAACAACGGCACCCACUACAAGCUACAGCUCCUCUACAGCAACGGUGUCCGCACGGAGCAGGACCUCUAUGUCAGGCUGAUCGAUUCUGUCACCAAGCAGCCCAUAGCUUACGAGGGACAGAAUAAGAAUCCGGAAAUGUGCCGAGUUCUCCUGACUCACGAGGUGAUGUGCAGUCGAUGUUGUGAAAAGAAAAGCUGUGGAAACCGAAAUGAGACACCUUCGGACCCUGUUAUCAUUGACAGAUUCUUUUUAAAAUUUUUCCUCAAGUGCAAUCAGAAUUGUUUGAAAACAGCAGGAAACCCGAGAGACAUGAGACGGUUUCAGGUCGUGUUGUCAACAACAGUGAAUGUGGACGGGCAUGUGCUGGCUGUUUCCGACAACAUGUUUGUGCAUAACAACUCCAAGCACGGACGGAGAGCAAGAAGACUCGACCCCUCAGAAGCCACCCCCUGCAUCAAAGCCAUCAGCCCCAGUGAAGGGUGGACCACAGGGGGAGCCAUGGUCAUCAUCAUCGGCGACAACUUCUUCGAUGGUCUACAAGUGGUGUUUGGCACCAUGCUGGUUUGGAGCGAGCUAAUAACCCCUCAUGCCAUCAGAGUGCAGACCCCUCCACGGCACAUCCCCGGCGUGGUGGAAGUGACACUGUCGUAUAAAUCCAAACAGUUCUGCAAAGGAGCCCCAGGAAGGUUCAUUUACACAGCGUUAAAUGAACCCACCAUAGACUAUGGCUUCCAGAGACUGCAGAAAGUUAUUCCCAGGCACCCGGGAGAUCCGGAGAGAUUAGCAAAGGAAAUGCUGCUAAAAAGAGCUGCAGAUCUAGUGGAGGCCCUUUAUGGCACACCCCACAAUAACCAGGACAUCAUUUUGAAGCGAGCCGCUGACAUUGCUGAGGCCCUCUACAGUGUGCCCAGGAAUCCCAGCCAGAUCCCAGCCCUGUCCAGCUCCCCAGCUCACAGUGGCAUGAUGGGAAUCAAUUCAUAUGGCAGCCAGCUGGGGGUCAGCAUCUCAGAGUCAACACAAGGAAAUAAUCAAGGGUAUAUCCGCAACACGAGCAGCAUCUCCCCUCGGGGAUACUCCUCCAGCUCCACACCACAGCAGUCUAAUUACAGUACCUCCAGCAACAGUAUGAACGGCUACAGCAAUGUGCCCAUGGCCAACCUGGGCGUUCCUGGAUCGCCGGGAUUUCUCAACGGCUCGCCCACCGGCUCCCCAUACGGAAUCAUGUCGUCGAGUCCCACCGUCGGCUCUUCCAGCACGACCUCCAUCCUCCCAUUCUCCUCUUCAGUUUUCCCUGCUGUCAAACAGAAGAGUGCCUUUGCCCCUGUCAUCAGGCCCCAAGGCUCCCCCUCACCUGCCUGCUCCAGUGGCAAUGGAAAUGGAUUCAGAGCCAUGACCGGACUUGUUGUACCCCCAAUGUAAAGAGGAGGAGGAACUGCUUUCUCAUAGCACAAAACUACUUAUUCUGAUGGACCAAUAAUGAGGAAAAGCACUCUGAGCUCUUUAGGGAGAGUUGUGCCCCAAAUGGACGUGAUCGACAUAUUUGGGAAUGCAAGGAGCCGCCAUCUUGCUUGGUCUUACAUUUCCCUCGUAGCUCUGAUGGUAGCUACACAAACUGACCCUCCUGGGGACAAGGACAAAAGUUGUCAUUGAUGUGGUCAGUGCUAAGAGCAGAAAUGCGAUUCUUUGUUAUGAACAUUAUGAAAACCACCUUCCUAUGUUUGUAAAAUAUUUAAGAAAAAAAAUUGGCAAACAAUUCAUGCUUAAUAUUUUGGAUACUAUUUGUUUUUCUUUGUAGGAAAAAAAAGUUGAAAGUUUCUAUUUUCUAUGAAGCCUUUCAGAUAACAAUUUAGUUUAUGCAGAAAAAAAAUUGAACAAAACAGGGUACCAGCAUGGAAGACUUUCUUAACAUGAAAACUGAAUUGAAUGAUGAAACGUUGUAUGUGUGUUUCCUUAUAGUUUAAUCUCUUAAAAAAAAAACAAACAAAAACAGGAAAAAAUUUUAAAAUGUUUUACAGUUAUUUAAAUAAAUAAACGUGUAACUUAUUGUAAGUAGAAGUAGAAAUUAAGACCUUUUUCUGGAAGAGAGAGGGAUUUCUCUUCCUGAUGUAAAAUGAAAAUGAUGCAAACAUGUAGUAACCAGUUUUGAAGGUGUGUGAUAAUGACUACAGUUAUUUACUAGACUCUUACCCCCGUCAUGCAUCCCCCUCUUUUUCUAUCAUUUUAUUGACCCGUGAGCAAGAACAUGUACCUUAUGUAGGUUUCCUACAGUACAGUACGCUACAUAAAAACAGGACACAAGUACAUGCACACGCACAAGUCCUCACACCCGAUACUUGCUUCCCAGCUCUGUCUUCUCAGUAGUCUACAUUUCCCUUUUGGUGUUCGCUCUUUGUGAAUAGUUUUCUUUUUUAAAAAAAAUCCACAUUAGCUUUCAGCAUUAUCCCCUGAGCAAGGCAGAGAAUUCUUUGCUUUAGUCCCAAGCUUUGAGCAUCCCAAGGAAAGAAGGGUCUCACCUUUGGGAAGCGCAAAAGCCAAAAGGUUUUGCUAACCAAGGGCUCCUUUGGAAUUCUUCCUUGCCAGAACCACACAUGCCCUCUUCUUUUGGUUAACAGGCUCAGUACAGAGACCUAAAGCCCCACGGAACUCCAGAAACAGAGUCUGGAGAAGUUAACUUUGUUUCUGGGACUCUUAAGAUCAAUUUUAGAAUAAAGUCCUUUACUUUCUUUGUAGAUUGCCCCUUUUAUGUUCUUAAAUUCACUUAAAAAUCCCACUUGACUGUUUCUGAGCAAGAGAGGGAUGGAAUGUGGAGGAGUGAAGUUAAAAAUCCCUGAGCCCCUCUCCUGAUGUUCAGAGACAUGGAAACCGAGAUGCUUGGUGGAAGCUCAGAGAUUAGGGCACUUGUGCUCCAAGCAGCAUAGGUACCCAGCCCUCUGAUGAGCUCCCCAUAGUUUUGUGACCAGCUCUUAGGGGGAACUUUGCAGUAGCUGCUAACAUGGUUGACUCCUGAGAGCGUGUGGGAUCCAGGAGAUGCACCCAGGCUCACUUGGAUUGCAAAUAGGAUGCCACUUCCUCCCCCAUCAGAGUUCCCAUUGGCUCAUUGAAAGCAGGGUAAGGUUGAUAGGCAGGUUUAGUUUUGGACUCUUGGCUGGGUUCUAACGUUAGAAAUUGAUGCAGCUCUUAUGGCAAAACAUCUAUAGUGCAAGGGAGCCAAUUUCAGAUGACCUUCUCUGCCUCACCGGUACAUAUCCACAUCAACUCAACCCCAGCUGUCCUAUUCCUCUCCGGUUCAUCCUGGAAUUACCCAGUGUGAUCAACAUUUUUCUGUAUGCACAUGAGAAUCCAAGGCUUUGGAAAUCUGGCAUGCUUUUAACUACUGUGGACAGUCCCUUCCAGUCAGGGCUUGCAGCAGCAAAAUACACAGAAGCACACAAGCAAAAUUUCCCCAGUGAACAAUUCCACAGACGGGGAGAAUGAGCGGAAUGUGAACAUUACCAUCCCAAAGUGAAGGCAGACACAAUUAAGCAUGUCUAGACCUGGAUUUGAGCCAAUCCAACAUAAGGAAAAUUUUUUUUUUAAGUAGCAUUGCUUUUAGAACCUGUGAAUUUUGUUCUUGCAUGAAGAUGAGUGCAGUACUGUCUUCAAAAUGACUGUAGAAUUUGUUGGUAGCUUUACACCAAAAAGUGUGUGUAACUAAAUACCGGACAUCCUUGACCAUUCAGCUAGAACCUUGGCAGCAACAGAUCUAUUUAAUUGUACAAAUGUGUGUAAGGAUUAUUUUUAGUGUACUAAUAAAUUAAAAGCAAAGCUACUCUGUCCUCUUUAGUCAUUGCUAUUGAAUCAUCCUGGCCCCAGGUUAUUUUUUGCCCAUUGGAAUAUGAGUAUUUCUAUAUGUAACUUACAAAAUUCUAUCCUAUCUUUCCUAAGAGGAGCUGUGUAUGAUUUUUUCAUUUAAAGGAACGAUUUACUUCAUUAUUUAUCUCACUUUUUGUUAUAGCAUCAAAAUUCUUCCCAGUUUUUCUUUGCACAUUUCAAUAUGCAUGGUUUAAAAACCAUUAUCUUCUCUACCUUUUGUACAGUAAGGUCUCAUUUUCAAGCUGUACAGUUUCACUUUAUUGUUUCGCUUUGUCGGUUAUAUACAGUAUAAAGUUGCUAUGCACAGAGCUUUUUGUAAAGACAGCUUUUUUGUUUACUGUUUUUAAUGGUCUUACUUAUGAAAGAAUAUCUUGUUUGUAAAAUGAAUAAUGUCUACUUCAGUUU
This is a messenger RNA of Fukomys damarensis (Damara mole-rat), 5105 nucleotides long. It is a transcript of the gene Ebf2, whose product is annotated as EBF transcription factor 2. Gene Ontology annotation, molecular function: DNA-binding transcription factor activity, RNA polymerase II-specific; RNA polymerase II cis-regulatory region sequence-specific DNA binding. Gene Ontology annotation, biological process: regulation of transcription by RNA polymerase II. The record is from RefSeq and is a predicted model, not a curated record. Bases 540 to 2267 code for a protein of 575 amino acids. The transcript has 16 exons. NCBI's taxonomy places the organism in Eukaryota, Metazoa, Chordata, Mammalia, Rodentia, Bathyergidae.